This is a messenger RNA of Fusarium keratoplasticum, 1506 nucleotides long. RefSeq lists its product as uncharacterized. The record is from RefSeq and is a predicted model, not a curated record. NCBI's taxonomy places the organism in Eukaryota, Fungi, Ascomycota, Sordariomycetes, Hypocreales, Nectriaceae. The transcript is spliced from 4 exons. Gene Ontology annotation, molecular function: monooxygenase activity; oxidoreductase activity, acting on paired donors, with incorporation or reduction of molecular oxygen; heme binding. Bases 1 to 1506 code for a protein of 501 amino acids.
AUGGACUUUGACAGGCUAUUGGAAAUCGCAUCCGAGCAUCUCUUCGCGUCGAUUACGGCGUUGAUAGCUCUAUUAGCUGUCCUCUACGUCUUCUACUACCGCAACAUUCACCCCUUGUCGAAAUAUCCCGGUCCUUUUCUCGCAUCUUUUACAAAUCUCUGGAAAGUUCGACAACUAUGGAGCCUCCAUCUCCCCGACACCCUCAUUGCGCUCCACGAAAGGCACGGCGAUGUUGUCCGCAUCGGCCCCAACCAACUCUCUUUCAGACAGGGAGACGCCGUCCCCAAGAUCUACAAGGCGGGUAGAAUUCUGGCCAAGACUCCAUUUUACGAUGGUUUCACUUCGUUCAACCCCAACCUGUUUGGAACUCAAGAUGAGGAGGUGCACUCUCUUCGGCGACGACAGAUGGCACAUGCAUUUUCUCUGCAGUCAAUCAAAGAGAUGGAGCAAUACAUCGACGAGCACCUCGUGCAAUUCCGCAGAAAUCUCGACGAAUAUUCCAAGACAGGCCAAGUCUUCGACCUCAAAGAACUGAUCGCCUUCUUCGUCCUUGACGUCCUGGGAGAUCUCGCCUUCCGUUGCCAAUUUAACUCGCAGGUUGAGAAGGAUGCAUCGAAGCUACCUCCUAUCAACGACCACAUCUUCCUCUCUUGCCUUCUGGGCAUGGUCCCCGACUCUAUGCCCCUCAUCAAAGCCAUUUCCCCCUGGACACCAAUCCCAUGGUUACAGCAGCUUCUCGCAGCACGACGAGACCUCAAGAAUCUGACUGCCAAGUGCGUCAGCAGUCGCAUGGCAGAUAUGAGUGCUGCUCGGAAGGAUCUCAUCACCAGUUUGAUCAACGCCGUGGACCCGCAGACAGGCGCCAGACUCACGGAGCUUGACAUACAGACAGAGGCAUUCGCGUUCAUUGUUGCAGGCUCACAUACGACGUCCGGAACCCUCACCCUUCUCUUUUCCCACAUUCUCCAAAAUCCGGCCGUUCAUGCUAAAGUCGUGGACGAGGUCGAUGCGACUCUCGGUAACGUCGAGUCAGACAUUAUACCUAUUGAGGGCCUCGAAACAAGGCUGCCCUACAUGAUGGCGUGCCUGAAUGAAAACUUUCGGAUGAACUCUGUCUUUACGAUGCCACUGGAGCGAAAGGUGACAGCCAAGGAAGGAUUGGAUAUUGGAGGCCAUGUUAUCCCCAAAGGAACCGUUGUAUUCAGCCUGAAUCACGUCGUCCACCACAACCCCUCCAUCUGGGGUACCGAUCACAAAAAGUUUGACCCUUCGCGAUUUCUCAACAAGGACGGGGAGACGCUUCAACGUUUCCUCAGCCCAUUCAGUAUGGGUCAUCGAAUGUGUAUUGGACGAAACAUGGCCAUGACCAACAUGCUCAAGCUCGUUGCUACGACGUUCAAGAACUAUCACCUGGAGAUGGAGGAUACGACGCAGAUCAUUUCUACCAUCAGCGUUGGAAUCUCGGAGAAGGAAGGUCCUUUAAUGUGUCGUGUGCGAAGAAGAUGA